AUGGGGGGGAUAGACACAAACAGAGGGCGGGCUUACAAGCAUCACGACGACGGCACCUGCCAAUGGACCCCACCUCACAGAUCAACGCCAACAUGGUCACAUGCAGUUGCUCACCACCAACCACACAACACGAUACCAUCAAAACACUGGCGCAUGCCCAGUGCCCCAGUUACCAACAACGAUGAGUCAAACACGAUGGAAUAUGGGGGGGAUAGACACAACCAGAGGGCAGGCUUACAAGCACAACGACGACAACACCUGCCAAUGGACCCCACCUCGCAGGUCAACACCAACACAGUCACAUGCAGUUGCUCACCACCACACAACACGAUGCCGUCAAAACACUGGUGCAUGCCCUGUGCCCCAGUUACCAUUUCCUGA
This is a messenger RNA of Laccaria bicolor S238N-H82, 381 nucleotides long. RefSeq lists its product as uncharacterized. The record is from RefSeq and is a predicted model, not a curated record. Bases 1 to 381 code for a protein of 126 amino acids. The transcript has 3 exons. NCBI's taxonomy places the organism in Eukaryota, Fungi, Basidiomycota, Agaricomycetes, Agaricales, Hydnangiaceae.